AUGUAAAAACAAUAAGUAAUAAAUGAGAAUAAAAAUAAUUUUUUAAAUGCUAAUUCAUUGAGAGAAAAAAAGAAAGAGAAAUUAAAUUCAAUUAAUAAGAAAUUUUUAUAAGUAAACUUCGAGACAAUAUAUAUUCUUUUAAAAUUAAAAGUAAAUUCAUAUGAGAUGUGUAUUUUUCAAUUAAUAUUCAGUUUUUUAUUUUUGAUUAUUUCUAAUUUGUAUGAUUAAUCUGAAUUACUAAUUAAAAACUAUGAUUUAAGUUCAAAUUCAAGAAUUCUUUAUUUACUAAAUUCCAUAAAAUAUAUAAAUGUAAACUAUUUAAUGUAAUUAUCUGAAUUCGGCUUUUCCGUAAUAUCAAUUGGAACUAUUUUUUAUAUUUUGUCUGUUAAUUUUUUGUAUUGGGUUUGUAUUUUCGUCAGAAUUAUAAAUAAAAAGAUUAAACAAAGAAAAUAUUUUUAUGGAAAAUUAUUUUGUAAUUUAAUCCAUUAUUAUACUUUUGUUUUAUUUAGACCUUUUUGUUAAAUAUUAUUUACAAUAGUAUUAUGUAGUAAAAGUGUAAUGAGUAACAUGGAUAUUAAAUGUUCAUAAGAAGACAUUUUAUAUGUAUCUUUAUUUCUUUUAUCGUGUUUUUGCUUAAUUUUAAUUUUAAUUAAUUAAUGGUGGAUUUGUGUGUACUUUGUUAAUAAUAAAUAAUAAAAGAAAGAUGUUAUGUGUAUAGGAAAAGAUCCUUAUUUUGUAUUUAAAUAUAUAUUUUUUUAGUUUUUAACAGUUUUAACUAAUACAAUAAAUAUAAGUGAUUAUGAAUUUAUGAUUUUUGAUUUAUGUUUUAAGUUAAUUUUUUCUUCUGUUCUAUAUUAUUCUCUUUGUUUUAGAUUAUCUCGUUUUUGCUUUGCUAAUUAAAAUGUUUAGUAGUUAUUUAAUAUAGGAUUUUCUAUAGUUCUUUCUUAGUAUUAUGCUUUUGCAACUGAUGAAUUAGCUAGAGUGUUAAAUGUUUUUCCUUAAAAAGAUGAAUAUAUCCUUGAGUGGAUUUUCUUUUAUUUUUUUCUUUUUAACUUUAUAAAUUCUAAAUUCAGGUUCUACUUUAUUGAAAAGAAAGUUUUAAACCCUUUAAUAUAAAAUUUAUCAAGAAAUUAACUUUUAUUAAAAAUAUGCUUUUUGUAAACUUUAGUUAAAGAAAAUUUAGAUGUUUUAACCGACGCAUUUUUUAAAGGAAUAAUACAUAAUCAUUUAUAAGGAAAUUGUUUGCAUGAUAAUUAAAGUGAAGUAUGUUUUUGUUAAUUGUAGUAACUUUAUAUUGCUAAAAAUAAGAAAAGUUGUGGAAUAGAUAAGGCAUUUAAAAAAAGUAAUACUAUUUUUUUUACUAAAUUUUUGAUUAAAAGUUGGUUUGAAAUUAAUUUGUAAAAAAAUCAAAAUAAAAAUUUUGAUUUAUAUUUAGAUUAUGCAGAACUCAUUUUUUUUAAAUUUUAAAAUAUUUAAUUUUGUCUCAAAAUAUUGGUUUUGCUCUAAAAUAAAUUCCUUUUUCCAAGAAGUUAGUUUAGAUUCUUCAUUUUAUAUUAAUAAAUCCUUAAAUAUAAUCGAAAAAAGAAUAAAGAAAGCUAUAAAAGCAAUUUAGAGAUAGAGUCAGUUGUUUAAGUUGAAUAAUCAAUGGAAUAUAUUUAAUUUAAAAUAAGAUCUACAGUUUUGAAUAAUAUUUAAUUUUGGUAAUAUUUAGAAAGAGCAAAUAUUAAUUAUAAUGAAAUUAAUUAAAUUAUUGAAUUCACAUUUUAUUAAUUGCUAGAACUAAAAUAAAAAUGGGUUGAAAUUAGAAAGUAUUUAAGAUUUAGAAAAAAAUGGAUUUUUUAUUUUGCUUGGUAUUAUUUCUAUAUCCUAAAUAAAAAACUCAAAAUCUAUAUGUUGGAGAAAUUUUAAGGGACAAAAAUUAAUGAAAACGAUAUUUUUUCAGAAGAAAUUUAAAAUGAUUUAUAAGAUGAUAUUUAAAGUAUUGGCUCAAACUUAAAAUUUGAAGAAGUAGAAAAUGUUAAUAUCAAAAAUUCUAUUGUUGCUUUUGAUAAAAACUCUUUAAUUAUUAAUAUUGAUUAAGAUUAUAAAGGAAAUAUUAAAAAAGUUAAUAGAACAAGUAUUAAUAUUAUUGGCUAUUCUUAGAAAGAAUUAGAAGGAAAAGUAAAUAUUCUUUAAUUAAUGCCAAGAAUUUUCGCUGAAUAUCACUAUUAACAAAUGUAAGUUUUCACAAUUACAGGAAAAACUAAAUCACUUUAUUCUUAAAAAAAAAUCUUUUGUUUAAAUAAAUUAGGAUAUAUAUUUCCAGUUUGGAAAUUCGUGAAGUAAUAUGUAACUUUAAAUUGUAAAUGUGACUAUAUAACUAUGAUAAGACCGGUAAACUCAUAUACAGGAAGAUAAUUAAAUUAUAUUAUUUUAAAUGAAAAUUGGGAAAUAGAUUCUAUGUCUUAGAUAUUUUAUGAAAUUUUAGGAAUUAAUCCAUUACAAUAUUAAAACCCAGAUAAUAAAAUCUGCUUAAACCUACUUAUUUUAGCACCAAAACUAAUUUAAUUUACUAAGUUUUAAAAGCUUUAGACAAAAUCAGAUGAUAAAAUAUUCGCAGCAAAUGAUGUUAAUAGAGAAUAAUAAUAAAGCAAUCCUAUAUUUAAUAAAAGAAGAAAUAAUUUAGCAAGUUAAGUAAACAAAAUUGAUACUUAAAAAGGCUUUAGCAAAGAAUAAGUUUUAGAUUAAAGUAUAAAAAAAUAAUUCGAUGAUAAACUAUAAGUAAUAGAAGAAAUUUAAUAAGAAGUUGAUAAUAAUUCAACAAUCUUUUUAUCUCCACAAUUAUAAUUAAAAGAUACAAAUUUUAACUAAGGUAAAUCAAGUUUAUUAGCAAACAAAUCUGAAAAUACAGAAAACUAUAAACAAAUAGAUAAUACUAUUUAAAACUAAUCUUUCGGAUUACUAAUUAAUUAGAAUAAAAAUGGUUUGAAUGCAUUUAAAAAAGGGAUAUAAAAUAAUAAUAAAGCGAAAUAAUUAUAAUAUGUAAUGAGCUAAAGUAUUGGAAAUCAUGAUGAAAAUAAUUUUAAUGAAAAUAAUAAAAAUAAUGAAUAGAAAAUCUUUAGUUAUGAUAAUGAGGAAAAUGUUAGUUUUAAAAUUAUUAAAUCUUAACAUAUUAAUAAUAUUUCUAAAGAAUAUUAUAAUUUAAUAUCUAAAUUAAACAAAAGUAUUAAUGAUGAUAAUUUUUUUUAUAAAAAUAUACAAAUACUAAAUAGUUAAUAUGAAAUUUCUAUUUAUAAUAUUAUAAAGCAAUUAUUUACUAAAUAUUAAAAAUAAUAAAAUAAUAUCCUUUAUCUUUGUUAAUGUAAAAUAAAACUUAAAAAAAUAGUACAAAAAUAAAUUUUAUUUUUUUAAAAUUUUAAUUAUUAAAAAAUAACAAAAGAUAAAGAUAGUAAACAUUAAAAUUAUUUUUCUUAAAUAUCAUGUAAAAAAGAAAAUGAUGAAUAAAAUAUUAAAUCAAUGAGAAGUUUAGAUAAUGAAGAACCCAUAUAUAACUAAAAAAAAUAAAAAUACAGUGGAUAUUAAAUAAAAUAAUAUAAAGAAAAAGAUUAGGAAGAAUAUGAAAAUAAUUCGGAUUAAAAAUUAAAAGAAUUUCAAAAUGAUUUUCGUAGUAAAUAAGGCGCAAAAAAUUUUAAUCUACAUCAAACUAAUAAUAUAUAUAUAAAAGAAGAUAACCAUAAGCCUAAUAAAUAAAUACAGUCUAUUAAGAUUAUGAAGAUAUUUUUAAGGUCCUUUAUUUUUUUUAUAAUUAGUUUGAAUUUUUUUGUUUUUUUUUAUAUACCACAUAAAGAAUUUCCAACAUUAAAAAAAAAUAGUUAAAAAAUAUUUGUAAUUUAAGAAUUUAUAUUGAAUCUUAUAAUUAUUAAUAAUAAUAUAAUAGAUUUGGCUAAUUUAAAUGAAAAGUUUUAUGAGAAAAGCUUAAAUAAUAAUAAAUUUUAUAAUAAUGUAACCUAUUUUAAUUUAAAAUAUUAAAGAUUUAAAUCAUUAGUUAAUUAUUUUUAAACUAUUAAAUAAACUAUAGAUUUUAAAGAAAUUAUUUAUUCAAAUAAACUUAAUUAAUAUCAAAAUAUAGUUUAUUAAGUUUAAGGUAAUAACUUAUCUGAAAAUUAAAAUACUAUAGAUAAUUAUGAUUUAUUAAAUAAAUUUAUUAAUUUAAUGUAUAAUCUAAGUAUUUAAAAUGAAAAAGUUAUUAAAUAUAGUAAAUACGAGGUUAAAUUUAUGAGAGAAAAUACAUUUCCUCAUAUAUAUGGAAUGUUCGAAUCAAUUUAAAACAAUAUAAUUAGUUAGUUAAACAGCACAGCAAAUUAUUUGUAUAACUUUUUAAUUAUAACUAUUAUUUUUUAAACAUGUGUUAUUUUAGUUUCUUUUGUUUUUCUUUAUUCUAAUAUUAUUAGAAUUUUUAAUACUUUUUAGUCCAUUAUUGAUGUUUUUCCUAAAAUAAACUAAAUAGAUCUUAAAAAAAUAUAAAACUAUAAUAUGAAUAUAAUAUAUAAUUUCGAUUAUAUAUUAUAAAAGGAUAGCUUAAUUUGCGGACUUGAAAUAAAUUAAAAUGAAUAAAAGCAAUAAUAAUAAUAAAAAUUGAAUGCAUCAUAAUGCAAUAAAACUCU
This is a messenger RNA of Ichthyophthirius multifiliis, 4643 nucleotides long. RefSeq lists its product as hypothetical. Lineage: Eukaryota; Ciliophora; Oligohymenophorea; Hymenostomatida. The record is from RefSeq and is a predicted model, not a curated record. The annotation marks the transcript as partial. The transcript is spliced from 6 exons.